Medioppia subpectinata is the source of this 928-nucleotide messenger RNA. The record is from the annotation of a GenBank genome assembly. Lineage: Eukaryota; Metazoa; Arthropoda; Arachnida; Sarcoptiformes; Oppiidae.
GAUGAAUUGGUUUGAAAUCAACUUUUAUUGGUUUCUCUGGACAUCAAGUCUUGGAUACGCUUUCUAUUCAUUCAUCUCUGACUCCAAAUAUUUGAUUGAAUUGAUUGACGCCAAAGACGUGGCCAAAGGGUGGCUCACGAGUGGACAGCGAGACGUGUCUGACUAUGAAUGGGAUGCCAUCAGACAUACGUUCACACAAAACCUCUUAUAUGUCUUCAUUUAUUUGGUCUCAACUCAACUCAUCAUUAAAUACAACGUUAAAUCUUCAUUAGAACUGAACGAAAGGCAAUCGUUUUUGUUUGAAGUGUGUAUGGCUUGGCUUAACGCCAAGUGUCUAAGCCUUUCCAUCGACCGGAUCCGUAGUCAACGACACAAAACAUUUCAAACCAAUCAACUCAUCCAAUGUGUCGCCUAUUGUCUAUAUCUGCCGGCAUUCUUCACGGGACCUAUUCAUCAAUACAACACAUUCAUCAAUGAUUUGAAUCAAAUCAAGUGGUAUUGGAAGAGCGAUCGUGUGGUGAAUGUCAUCAAACAAGUACUUCGGUUCACGUUUUGGUCGUUUGUCUUUGAAUUGAUGUUACAUUUGGUGUUUUCGACUUCCAUUCAAUUCUAUCCCGAAUUGACACAAAUGUUUUUAUACCUCCGUUGCGGUGAUAGUUGUCCUAAACGUCAAGACUUUACUAAUUUUCACAAUCCAUUGGUUCCCAUAAAGUCUUCAUUAGAACUGAACGAAAGGCAAUCGUUUUUGUUUGAAGUGUGUAUGGCGUGGCUUAACGCCAAGUGUCUAAGCCUUUCCAUCGACCGGAUCCGUAGUCAACGACAUAAAACAUUUCAAACCAAUCAACUCAUCCAAUGCGUCGCCUAUUGUCUAUAUCUGCCGGCAUUCUUCACGGGACCUAUUCAUCAAUACAACACAUUCAUCAAUGAU